This is a messenger RNA of Penicillium canariense, 1368 nucleotides long. Its product is annotated as putative alpha-1,6-mannosyltransferase subunit. NCBI's taxonomy places the organism in Eukaryota, Fungi, Ascomycota, Eurotiomycetes, Eurotiales, Aspergillaceae. Gene Ontology annotation, cellular component: Golgi membrane. The record is from RefSeq and is a predicted model, not a curated record. The transcript has 2 exons. Gene Ontology annotation, molecular function: glycosyltransferase activity. Bases 1 to 1368 code for a protein of 455 amino acids. Gene Ontology annotation, biological process: protein N-linked glycosylation.
AUGUCCCUGUCGCGAUCACCCUCUCCCCACCCGGGCGGAGGGUGGUCCAGCCCGGGGCUUACCCCUGGCAGCGGCGCCUCGACUCCGCGCGGCUAUUCGCCCGCGUCGCUAGCUCCCGGCGGUAUCUCGUGGGCCGCAGCAAAGGCAAAGAGUGACGAGGUGCGCGGGUAUCCCUCCUUCUCGACGCGCAACAGCGGUUUCUUUUCGCGGCAGAAGCACAAGAUCUCAGCGCGGCUGCCCAGCUUUCGCGGGCAUGCGUCCCGGCACGGAUAUGUCGAUAAGGAUGUGUACGGACGGGGGCAUUUGAACUCCGAUAGUGCCGGCGGGCGUGGACCCGGUGCCGCGCUAAAGGUGAUGAUGCGAAGAGGGAGGGUCCGGAUGAUAUUCGGAUUGUUCUUGUUGUGGAUUGGGUACCUUUGCUUGUGGCCGACAUUCGUCCAUUUGUAUCGACGGUCGCCACUGGGUGGAGGACGCAAGUUCGUCAUUAUCCUCGGGUCCAAUGUGGAGGGCGGCGUGAUGGAGUGGAAGGGCGCGCGCGAAUGGGCGAUCGAGCGCAACAGCAUCUGGAACAAGCAGCAGUAUGUCCAGCGCUGGGGCUACGAGCUGGAAGUCGCCAACAUGCUGGCCAAGAAGCGGUACUCUCACGAGUGGCGCGAGAACUGGGAAAAGAGCGACGUGAUCCGCGAGGCGAUGCGCAGGUAUCCCAACGCCGAGUGGUUCUGGUGGCUUGACUUGAACACCUGGAUUAUGGAAUACGGCACCUCGUUGCAGAGCCAUAUCUUCAAUGACCUCGAUUCCCACGUCUACCGCGACAUUAACGAGUACAAUCCACUAAACAUCACACAUCCGCUACCGGAAUUCUUCCUCGACGAUAUAGGACGCGCCCUCGAAGGGGACGGUAAUCCUGAUUCUCUUCAUCUACUCCUCACUCAAGAUUGCUCGGGCUUCAAUCUGGGGUCUUUCUUCUUGCGCCGGUCUGUCUGGACUGAACGCUUGCUCGAUGCAUGGUGGGACCCCAUCAUGUAUGAACAGAUGCAUAUGAACUGGGAGCACAAAGAGCAAGACGCUUUGGAAUACAUCUACCAAAGCCAAGCCUGGGUCCGCAGUGGUGUGGGUUUCCUACCCCAACGCAAAGUCAACGCCUUCCCACUCGGUGCCUGCGGCGACGCGAACGACCCGGCCGUCCACUACCAAGAAGAUGAGCAUGACUUCGUGGUCAAUAUGGCUGGGUGCAUGUUUGGCCGUGACUGUUGGGCUGAGAUCUACAAGUACCGCGAAAUCGGCAAUGAGCACAAUCGCUCUCGGUGGCAGUGGCUCUCAGACCGACUAACCUCUGCAAAAGACUCGGUCUUCGGGACGAAAGACUAG